AUGGCGGCAGGGAGAUGGCGGCUGCUGCUUUCUCCACCAACGGCGGAGGAGGAGGAGGAGAUCGAUCACAUCAGCCACUUGCCCGACGCAAUAAUCCACCACAUCUUCUCCUUCUUGCCCUUCAAAGAUCUGGUGAAGACCAGCGUGCUGUCCAAGCAAUGGCGUUCCGCUUGGACCUCCACUCCGUACAUCGAUCUCUCAGCCCCUUCAAAGAGAUUCGUUCCUUCGAUCAGCAGAGCGCUGAGUCUCUGCACAGCUGCUAAGAUAGAAAAGUUCCAUCUUGAUGCUGCUGUGUCUGGAUUACACAUUCCCACCGAACCCGAUCGGUGGUUUGGCUUUGCCGUGGCACGCAAAGUGGAAGACGCCUCGUUGGUCUUUCGACGCUGUUAUGGUGAUGUGCCUCGAAUCUUGUAUGAAUGCGCGUCGCUGGCGACCUCCGGAUUGAUUCGAGAUCUCUAA
Messenger RNA from Rhodamnia argentea, 459 nucleotides. Its product is annotated as putative F-box protein At2g39415. NCBI's taxonomy places the organism in Eukaryota, Viridiplantae, Streptophyta, Magnoliopsida, Myrtales, Myrtaceae. Bases 1 to 459 code for a protein of 152 amino acids. The transcript is spliced from 2 exons. Gene Ontology annotation, molecular function: protein binding. The record is from RefSeq and is a predicted model, not a curated record.